AUUGCGUAUGGUACAUGCGACACAUAUCACAUUAAAAAGAAAGCGCAAGUCGUCUAGUCGUAAUGAAUUCUCGAGGUAUCCACUCUCAGCUGCAAGACAGCGUACCAGUGACUGGCUUGUGUCCACCGGGGUCUUAUGGCGUUCAUGAUUCGCUACGCAAUGGCUUCAACAAUGUAAAGAAUGAGAUCCUUCCUGCCCAUCCACUGGAGCUGUCAGAAAAAAAUUUCCAGCUGAACGAGGACAAGAUGAAUUUCUCUACCCUCAGAAACAUCCAGGGUCUUCACGCCCCACUCAAAUUGCAGAUGGAGUAUAGGGCAGCGAGACAGAUCCAGCGUCUGCCGUUCUUGCAGAGCUCCAACCUAGCGCUGGAUAUACUCCGAGGCACUGAUGAAUCCAUUGGUUUUGAGGAUAUCCUCAAUGACCCAGCACAGAGUGAAAUGAUGGGUGAGCCGCACAUGUUGGUGGAAUGCAAGCUGGGUUUGUUUUAGAUGAUAGAUUCAUGUUAUUGUAUGUUUGUUUAAUCUGAUGAAAGUAAGGUGACCAGCAUUGCUUUUCUAUUACUUCAAACUGGUUGGCAAUUACAAUAAAUGUCACGAAAGAUGCU
Molecule: messenger RNA, 604 nt
Organism: Phycodurus eques (leafy seadragon)
Lineage: Eukaryota; Metazoa; Chordata; Actinopteri; Syngnathiformes; Syngnathidae
Gene: pomp
Product: proteasome maturation protein
Exons: 6
Coding region: 63-488 (141 amino acids)
Biological process (GO): proteasome assembly
Cellular component (GO): cytoplasm; nucleus
Source: RefSeq, a predicted model, not a curated record